Protopolystoma xenopodis is the source of this 495-nucleotide messenger RNA. The record is from the annotation of a GenBank genome assembly. Lineage: Eukaryota; Metazoa; Platyhelminthes; Monogenea; Polystomatidea; Polystomatidae.
AUGGUAGAAGAAGCUGAGCGAACCGGUCGUCUCAGGCUUGGUGAUACGAUAAUUGAGCCCACUUCUGGAAAUACUGGCAUUGGCUUGGCUCUUGUUUCCGCACUUAAAGGAUACAAAUGCAUUAUUGUUCUUCCUGAAAAAAUGAGCACGGAGAAAGUGAAUUUACUUCAUGCACUAGGAGCUAAGACGGUUCGCACUAGAACUUCGGCACGUUUUGAUGAUCCAGAUUCUCAUCUUCUCGUAGCUCAUCGUCUUCAGCAAGAAAUCGGCCCUUCAGCUCACAUUUUUGAUCAAUAUACGAAUAAGGAUAACCCCUUAGCUCAUUAUGAUCAUACAGCGGAUGAGAUUCUGCAGGCCUGUGCUCCGUUCGGAAAAAUCGACAUGCUUGUUUGCGGAGCAGGCACGGGUGGAACGCUAAGUGGCUUGAGCAGAAAGUUUAAAGAAAAAAUGCCCUUAUGUAAGGUAAGAAAGCUUUUCUUCUUCAACCCCUUUUAA